UACCCCAGAAUCCGGGGAAAGUUUGCGCUAAGAAAGGGUUCCCGCGCCAAAUUUGGCGCGACGGCUGUUAGUUUUCCGGGGUAGACCUAGAGAUCUUCCACUCUCUAUUACACUAUCUAUCAACUAGCAUCCCCUUACUUCAAUUUGCCUACAUAUAAUUUGACACUCAUAACAGCGCAAUGUCGAAACGGGUUUCAAAGUUACGAUAAAGUCGCUCUAAAAUGUUGAUAUAUUACGCAUCUAGCCAUUGCCUUCGAUAUGCAGCGAUUGGCUGGUCCGUGGUUACCCCACACGCUUCCAUUGAACACGCCAUUGACCAACGUUCAAAUCCGAUCCUAUUACAUAUAUCGUCGUAGGCGUGGACUGAUGAGAGAAAAUCCCGAAAAUGUGCCCUUCUUCGAAAUAUCUCCCCUAGCAUUGGACCUCGAUGCCGAAGAGAGCCCGUACGUGCGUCCUUACGUCGAGGAAACCGAGGGCGAGCCACCACCCGCUACAUAUUAUAGCAGACGUUAUCUCGCAAGGCACCGUACUCUCGGUUUUGAAAAAGCGGCUAGGGCGUAUGAUUAUAAUUUCAAGACUGUUAAGGAAGAUAAAUUCAGCAUAUGGCAAAUAUCUGAUUAUGACGUGCUCUCCUUCAUACUCGAUCCAUCGUUUAAGUAUGGACAGGAAAAUGAGCCGCGACGCGUGCCUUACCAAGACAUAAGUAUACACGAACGUGGGACGAGACUUUACGAAAAGGCGUCGGUAUUGCAACGAAAUGGAAUACCGGAGAUUAUGCAAAGUAGAUUCACCAGGAUUAUGCCCUACAUUCUACGCCGCCAGCAUCUAGCCCGGCGUCUACAUCCGAGUGUUGGCAAGGCAAACACGCUGGGAAGAGCACUUGAUAAAGCAAGCCGAGAACCAGAUAUUGAGAGGAGGUUUCUUGGUUAUGAGAGAAUCAUUGAGCGAGUAAUUCAGACACCCGAGGGCGCCAAGAUCGUCUCCGAGUCUAGCUCGAUCUUAGGGGAUCUAUGCGAAAAGAUUGCGCCUAGCAUACCUCCAGAACGCCUACUCACGUUUUUGAAUAACGUGGUGGUCAACCUAGAACCCCAGCAGCGGCCUAUCUCGCCCAUUCUUCUGCGGUGCGCAUAUCAAGCCACGUAUGAGUGUCGCUGCUUGCCCAUGAUGCAGAAAUACAUGGGACUGGUUCACAAAAGGGGAUAUGAUACAGGGCCCCGGUUUUCCCAAGCUCUUCUUAUUUUUCAGCAGAUGAUGAGUUUCCAGGAUAACAAACCCAGCGAAGAUAUAACGCAUAAUCUUUUAUCCAUAUACGGGCUUUUAACGGGUAGAUUAUGGGGGGAAGAUAUGUCGUAUCCAUCAUUUCUUAAUCAUAUGUCCUCAUAUACCAGCGACCAAUUCACCGGAUUCCUCGCCUGUCUCGCCCGACUAGGGGCUUUCCGGUCUAUGUGGUAUAUCUGGCACGCGCAUCCUGAAAACAUUACCAGAAAGCAAGCCUCUGGCACCACCGUCGGAGAGCUCGUGACUACAACAUUCCCUAAGGACGAGGUAUUUACCCAAGCCAUCGCAUAUGCUGUUGGAGUGAACACUCGCUUCCGAAAAAUAGUGCGAGCUCAUGAUUUUGCGGAUACUGCUACAAUGAGACAUGAAAACUGCGAGCUUGAAUUGCAAACUAUCAUAAAAUCAGCGGAUCUCCUUCUGGCGGAUCAGCCCGAGGGAAAUCAACCAAUGCGCGUUAUAUCGAAAGGGAAGAUAAGCAGUGUUUUUGGAAAGAAGUCGCUUGGGGAAGCAAUGUGGGCACUGCAAUCCUAUCUAUUGAACGUGGUUCUCGACACGGAUGCAUGCUAGAUGAGAUCGAGGUAGAAGUUCGCAUUUGAGGUAGACGAAGCUUUAGAUAGAGGAUAGGGGAAUAUAGCUCACGUAUAAUAACACCUAAGAGCUGUGCGGCGUGGCCUUAGUCGGUAUAAGGACCUCGGGUGGAAGAAAUAAAACAAUGCUCAUCUACGAGACUAUUUACAUAUCCGAGCUGUGCUGGAGUGUCAGCUUCGAAACUAGUAGGCUCGAUGGGGCAGCCUGGAGAUGUAAAGGGGUCGUGGCUAAAUUAGGUCACCUAGGUCCUAGGCAUUGUCGUUGCCGGCU
Messenger RNA from Annulohypoxylon truncatum, 2136 nucleotides. RefSeq lists its product as uncharacterized. Bases 259 to 1845 code for a protein of 528 amino acids. The transcript has 2 exons. Lineage: Eukaryota; Fungi; Ascomycota; Sordariomycetes; Xylariales; Hypoxylaceae. The record is from RefSeq and is a predicted model, not a curated record.